AUGAAUUUGUACCACAUGGUAAUUCUAAGACUUGUUCCUCCCCCAUGGAAUGUAAUAUUUUUGCAAAGAUGGACUACACAAAUGAUUAUAAAGUCAUACCACUUCUUCCACAGUGACCACAGCCAAUGACCAAGCAUGAACUAAAGUGCCAGAAUUGAUUGUGGUAGGACCUCUUUUGCUGAGAAUUAAGCAAAAUGGAGCAUAAUGGGUCUGCUUCAAAUGCUGAUAAAAUCCACCAGAAUCGCCUAUCAAGUGUCUCAGAGGAUGAAGACCAAGAUGCCGCGCUUACCAUUGUGACUGUGUUGGACAAGGUAGCCUCCAUCGUGGACAGUGUGCAGGCAAGCCAGAAGAGAAUAGAGGAGAGACACAGGGACAUGGAAAAUGCCAUAAAAUCUGUCCAGAUCGACCUGCUGAAGUUUUCACAGUCACAUAGCAAUACGGGCUAUAUCAUUAACAAGUUGUUUGAGAAAACCCGCAAAGUUAGUGCUCACAUUAAAGAUGUGAAGGCCCGGGUGGAGAAGCAACAGGUUCAUGUUACAAAAGUUGAAGCCAAGCAAGAGGAAAUAAUGAAGAAAAACAAAUUCCGCGUGGUAAUAUUCCAGGAGAAGACACGGUGUCCAACUUCCUUGUCGAUCGUUAAAGACACAAACCUGUCCGAGAAUCAGGAGGUGGAGGACGACGUCUUUGAUCCCCCAAUAGAGCUCUCUUCGGAUGAAGAAUAUUAUGUUGAAGAAAGCAGAUCUGCCAGACUUAGGAAGUCAGGCAAGGAGCGCAUUGAUAAUAUCAAAAAGGCAUUUUCCAAAGAAAACAUGCAGAAGACACGGCAGAAUUUUGACAAGAAAGUGAAUAGAAUUAGAACUAGAAUAGUGACGCCAGAGAGGAGAGAGAGGCUGAGGCAGUCGGGAGAGAGGCUGAGGCAGUCCGGGGAGAGGCUGAGGCAGUCCGGGGAGAGAUUUAAAAAAUCUAUUUCUAAUGCAGCUCCCUCAAAGGAAGCUUUUAAGAUGCGUAGCCUUAGGAAAGCUAAGGACCCAGCUGUGGCGGAAAGUCGGGAAGACGGCAGGGAGCUGGGCGUGGACAUCCUCUCGAGGAGCGGGACUCUCAGCCCCAUCCGGGAGCUGUACAGUGAUGAGCUCAGCGAAGCAGAGCAGGAGGCGGCCAGGGCUGGGUCCCCUCCCCGUGAAGGAGGGGAGACCCCAACCCCCGAGCCUUUAAAGGUUACUUUUAAACCUCAGGUCAGAGUAGAGGAUGAUGAAUCUCUUUUGUUGGAUUUAAAGCAGUCAUCUUAAAGAGGAAUUACAUCUACGGCAAAUAUAAAUCUCCUUAGUCCAGCAGGUUUAGUGUCAACAGGAUAGUCCUUUGCAUUUAAAUGCCAUUUAGGAAAGCAUAUCUCUUCUUACAUUUAAAAUCUUCAAGAUAAUCUAAAUAUCAUGUACAUUUCCUAGGGAAUUCAUUCUUUCCCCUUGAGCAUAGAUGAUUCUAGCAGCUUUUUCCCUUGUGUCAACCUUUCUCAUGGCAGCUGGGGAUUUUUAAGUUCCUUUCUCUUGCCCACCAAAAACCACUUGCCUAGCUCAGGCUAAUUAGGUGUUUGUUCAUCUGAAACAAAUGAGGGACGUAUUUAUGGCCAUUAUUUGCAAGUGAACUCUCAAUUUUGGUCUAGAUUAACUUCAAAAGGAAAUGACUGAUGGGUGGACUUUCUCCAGAUGUUCACACCAACAAAUCCAUUAAUAAAUUAGCCAUCCCAGCCCCCUUUUGUUGCUUUUGCAUUAAAAAAAGUUGAAAGUUCUGGAACGGAGCAUUUGGCUGCAGCAUCAUAGUUUUACUUCUUGCAAAAGCAAUUGGCAAGUCAUCUGCCUGUUCUCAUUGAUAAGAAUGGAGAGGGUUAGCCUGCCUUGCCCUCUCUGAAGACUGCUCUGAAGAUCAAAGAAAACAUUAUGCAUUCUGGAGAACAAGAAAACAAACCUCAAAAAGAGAAUUAAAAUAAUUGCACUUGCUGAAAAAGCUCUGAGCACCAAGCAAUGAGGUCCGGGGUUGGACAGAAACUAAAGUAGGUCUUCAGAAGCCUUUCCACAGACUCGGGUGAAAAAUAAACGUGGGUGACUUUUCAUCAGAGUAGAACCAAACCUAGAGUUUUUGUUGGGUCUUAAAAUGCUCCCUGGAAAAAUCCUCUAGUGUUCUUUCUAUUGAGGUUUAUGGUGGGUUACUGCAAUAUUGAUUUGACCAGCAUGAGGCAUAAAACUGACCAGAUGGCUUCUCUGAAGUCAGCCCUGAUGCAGCGGGUUUGGAAAUGACCUCAAAUGUUUGUUUUCCAGAGUGAACCCUUCAGGACUCAAUUGUACAAAACAGUGUAGGAGUUCACAUCCAUCCUUGCUACUUUUGCAGGAAGUCAGGUUUCACUGAUCUGUUAGCUUUAAGUCAGUCAAAUCAGAAAAGAGACGGUGUUACUGAAGCAAGAAAUGGUCACACUGGCUCUGUAUGUGUAGCACGUUUAAAUCUUACAGUUUUGAGCCGGCGCCGCGGCUCACUAGGCUAAUCCUCCGCCUUGCGGCGCCGGCACACCGGGUUCUAGUCCUGGUCGGGGCGCCGGAUUCUGUCCCGGUCGCCCCUCUUCCAGGCCAGCUCUUUGCUGUGGCCAGGGAGUGCAGUGGAGGAUGGCCCAAGUGCUUGGGCCCUGCACCCCAUGGGAGACCAGGAUAAGUACCUGGCUCCUGCCAUCGGAUCAGCGUGGUGCGCUGGCCGCAGCGCGCCGGCUGCGACGGCCAUUGGAGGGUGAACCAACGGCAAAGGAAGACCUUUCUCUCUGUCCACUCUGCCUGUCAAAAAAAAAAAAAAAAAAUCUUACAGUUUUGUAACAGGGAAGAAAUGAAGAAAUGGUUGAAUUGGAAGAGUAUGCACAAUAAUCAGCCAUCUCGUUUCAUACCCCCACCCCCACUUUCAGAUAAGUUUUGGAUAGUCAUGUCACAUUUAAAAAUAAUAAAUAUAAACAUAUACACUCAGAUACACACAACCCACCUUAAAGUAUUUGACUCAGUUACCCAGAGAGUACGGCCUGGGAGCUUGAUUGAACAUCAUUUCCUCUUUACUCUGCAUGAAGACAUGAUAAAGUCAUAAGUUGUUCAUACAUUAUCUUUUUAUAUUGAAAAUAAAGGUUAUACAACAUUGAAUAAAACUUUCAAAAAAUAACUUAAAAUGUUUUAUUGCAGUUUAGAAAGAGCUUGGAUAUUUAAUCACAUAUUUCAUUAAGAGCCAUAAUACAUUUGAACUUAAAAAGACAUCGCAAAGCUUGAGGUCAGUGUUCCAGCUGUAAAUAUUUUUGCUAAUGAAUGCUAACGACAACAUGCAAAGUUUGAUGUGCUCAUCCUUGAAAUAGAUGCUUAUAGGUUAGGAAGAAUGUAACGUUAGAAGAUUUUGUUUUCCAGCCUGGUGUAAAAUAUGUAUUAAUUGGGCUAAUAUAUUUUUCUGCAAAACUAUCAAGGAAGUUUCGUGAAGUCAGUUGGCUUACGGAUCCAUUGUAUAAACCAGACUUGAACAUUUGCUGUGUAGAUGCAUUUGAAUGUUAGUCAGCUCUUCGUCACAACAGGCCCUGUGCAGCCCCCCAAGCGUUGUAAGCCUGUACUGCUAGGAUUUCCUCUUCGUUUUCCUUCUGUCUUCUGUCAUUUCUUCCAGUAUUUAGGGCAUUUCUGAAUUCCACAUUCAUAUCUCUUCUGCUUUUACCCUGUUUCCAUGGUAUAAAGGUAAUGGGCUGCAGGAUCACAUGCGUCAUGUAAUGUGAGACAUUCUAAUCUGUAUUCUUUAACAUUUCAGGCAACACAGAACAAAUUUCUCUUUUAUGUUUAGCAGUUCUAAAUGCCAGAUUUUAAAUAACUCAUUCAGAUGAAACCAUUAGCAGGAUUUAUCCCCCAGUGCAGCAUCCACAGACCCCUGGGGCAUGGAGCCUACCCUCAAGCACUUCUGCAGAGUAGACAGUGGAGCGGGGUAGGGCAAGUCUCGCCUCAUGGGUGAUCCAGGUGCUCCCUCUGUGAUGGAUGAUGGCCUGAUUCUGGCUUACCUGUUAAGGCAAAUGUGGAAUAAUAAUAAUGUGCAUGAAAAUUCCGCUCACUCUGAGUGUCCUUGAGAUGUGUGUGUGUGAAUUCCCUUGAGCAAGUUUCCAUAAAUUAAAAAUAUAAACUUUUGACUUCAUUUUUUGCCUUCCCUGCACAUUAAAGGAUUUGGUUUAGAAAAAGG
This is a messenger RNA of Oryctolagus cuniculus (rabbit), 4221 nucleotides long. RefSeq names its product caveolae associated protein 4 (gene CAVIN4). Lineage: Eukaryota; Metazoa; Chordata; Mammalia; Lagomorpha; Leporidae. Gene Ontology annotation, cellular component: caveola; cytoplasm. The record is from RefSeq and is a predicted model, not a curated record. Gene Ontology annotation, biological process: regulation of gene expression.